Acanthamoeba castellanii str. Neff is the source of this 399-nucleotide messenger RNA. RefSeq lists its product as uncharacterized. The coding region runs from base 1 to 399 and encodes 132 amino acids. NCBI's taxonomy places the organism in Eukaryota, Discosea, Longamoebia, Acanthamoebidae. The record is from RefSeq and is a predicted model, not a curated record. The transcript has 2 exons.
AUGCCGGCACCCGAAACCUUAGAUGAGCUUCGACAACUGCAGGCUAUCCCUCACGACUUCAGCUGGGUCGUAGCGGACAAGAUUGCAGGCAUGUGCCAGCCCACAUCUGUGCUCCAGCUGCUACGAUUGCAGGAACAGUUAGCGGUGAGGGUGGUGAUUAAUCUCACCGAUCGCGACAUUCAUCGAAAUGGGCUGCACCUGCUCGGCGAAGGUGCACCCCAGUUGCUGCACAUCCCUCUUCCCGGGAUGGUAAUCGCGUGCUACCUGGUGGCCGAAGAGGGCUUCGCCCCUCACGAGGCCAUCCAGCUCGUGCGGGAGAAGCGGCCUCACUCGCUGGUGUGCUCAAAGCAAGAGCUGGCCGUCCAUCGCUUCGCGGCCUACCUCGACGAACAACGCUGA